AUGCUCUACAGUGAUCGUCUCAUUGCUGAACUGAGCGAUGAUUCUGACGACUCGGAGGUCAUCACGCCAAUACCAAUUGAAGGCUCAUCCCUACGCCCACCUCAGCGACCUUCUUCGCAUGGAAUCCAGUUCGAAACGUGUAAACAUGUGUUUUGUGGAGCCUGCCUUGCGCAAGCGAUCUAUCAUGCUCUCAACUUUGCAUUUGACCCCGCAAACUAUGGGACAAUCUUAGAGGAGUUGCCACUCGCAGCCCAGGGAAUGGAACCAGAGUUCCCGAUAUGCUGUCCACAAUGUCGCGGGAGGGCUGGGGAACAAGCGCCAGAAAUCAGCGAUCGCAUAGCGCAGUUGGUUCUGGGCCCAGGAAACAUGGAGGAAUGGAGUCAUCAGAGAUAUUUGUCCAAGUUAAACCUGAUUUAUUGCCCACAUAAAAACUGCGGGGAGCAGUUCGACGCGGAUGACGUUGACGCUUGCCUUAUAGUUGCUUGGCCUUUUUCUCACGAAGCCUCCAAGAUUGCGCCUGCGCCUACUAGUAGUGGAGUCCAACAUGCACUGACACUCGCACAAUGCCCGCGAUGCGGAGCCUCUCUUUGCAAGAGCUGCAAAUCCGUAUGGCAUGAAAAGUUGACUUGCGAAGCAUACCAGGCACUACCUUUGAACGAACGUGCCCCGGAGGAUAUAGCAUUUACUGACUUGGCCCAGCAGGAGAAAUGGAGACGGUGUCCAAAGUGUUCGGCAAUGGUUGAGCUCAAGUCUGGCUGCAACCACAUAACGUGUGUGUGCAAACAUCAUUUCUGCUAUCAAUGCGGCGCCGAUUUCGAGCACACCAAUGGCAGGUAUCGUUGCACAGGAGGGAGAGGUUGCGAAGUUUGGAAGGAGCAGAAUCUGCUGGAUCACAAGUAA
Molecule: messenger RNA, 900 nt
Organism: Mycena indigotica
Lineage: Eukaryota; Fungi; Basidiomycota; Agaricomycetes; Agaricales; Mycenaceae
Product: RBR-type E3 ubiquitin transferase
Exons: 10
Coding region: 1-900 (299 amino acids)
Biological process (GO): positive regulation of proteasomal ubiquitin-dependent protein catabolic process; protein polyubiquitination; ubiquitin-dependent protein catabolic process
Cellular component (GO): cytoplasm; ubiquitin ligase complex
Molecular function (GO): ubiquitin conjugating enzyme binding; ubiquitin protein ligase activity; zinc ion binding
Source: RefSeq, a predicted model, not a curated record